Molecule: messenger RNA, 819 nt
Organism: Knipowitschia caucasica
Lineage: Eukaryota; Metazoa; Chordata; Actinopteri; Gobiiformes; Gobiidae
Source: the annotation of a GenBank genome assembly
AUGAAGAAGACCACGUCACAGAAGCUAACAGUGAAGGAGUCACAGAAGCUAACAGUGAAGGAGUCACAGAAGCUAACAGUGAAGGAGUCACAGAAGCUAACGGUGAAGGAGUCACAGAAGCUAACGGUGAAGGAGUCACAGAAGCUAACGGUGAAGGAGUCACAGAAGCUAACGGUGAAGGAGUCACAGAAGCUAACAGUGAAGGAGUCACAGAAGCUAACAGUGAAGGAGUCACAGAAGCUAACGGUGAAGGAGUCACAGAAGCUAACGGUGAAGGAGUCACAGAAGCUAACGGUGAAGGAGUCACAGAAGCUAACAGUGAAGGAGUCACAGAAGCUAACAGUGAAGGAGUCACAGAAGCUAACAGUGAAGGAGUCACAGAAGCUAACAGUGAAGGAGUCACAGAAGCUAACAGUGAAGGAGUCACAGAAGCUAACAGUGAAGGAGUCACAGAAGCUAACGGUGAAGGAGUCACAGAAGCUAACAGUGAAGGAGUCACAGAAGCUAACAGUGAAGGAGUCACAGAAGCUAACGGUGAAGGAGUCACAGAAGCUAACGGUGAAGGAGUCACAGAAGCUAACAGUGAAGGAGUCACAGAAGCUAACAGUGAAGGAGUCACAGAAGCUAACAGUGAAGGAGUCACAGAAGCUAACGGUGAAGGAGUCACAGAAGCUAACAGUGAAGGAGUCACAGAAGCUAACAGUGAAGGAGUCACAGAAGCUAACAGUGAAGGAGUCACAGAAGCUAACAGUGAAGGAGUCACAGAAGCUAACAGUGAAGGAGUCACAGAAGCUAACAGUGAGGAGUCACAGAAGCUAA